CAGGUUUGUUUUCGUACAUCCCAGACGGACGUUCUCCUUGUCGGUGAGCCCAGUGUGGACUGUGCCGCAGGACGACGACAACAACAACAACGCCGACGGACCGACCGACGCCUCCUCCCCUCUCCGCCUCCAACCCGCGCUCUGCCCCCCUCCCUCUCUUCACCCCCCCCCCCCCCCCUCCCCUCCCUCCCUCGCUCCGCGGCCCGGCCCGGGCGCAGAGCUCGCGACCAACGGUCGAAACCGCCCCCCGCGCGAGCGAGCGAGGGAGGGAGGGAGGGAGGGAGGGAGGCACGUGCCGGGUGCGACUGACGAAAGGCGGGGAAGGAGGGAGGGGGAGGGGGGGGAUUGACUCGAGCUCGAGCUCGGGCCGCCGCCGGCGCCUUUGACUGGGCAGGGGGAGGAGGGGACAGCAGCAGCAGCAGCAGCAGGAGGAAGGAGAAAGAAGAAGGGCAGAGCGGCCGUCGCGCGGGAAGGCGGAGGCGAAGGCUCGAGCGAGCGAGGGACGGCGGAGACGACGACGCCGACGACGAUGGCGGAGGUGAAGGGCGUCGCGCAGACCGGGAUCUCUCCAAUAAUCAUGGAUACCACCAGGAAGGUACCGGUAAUCCGCAAAUCCCUCAAACCAGCAAGACCAUUGCAUCGUUUAUCUGCUGAGAUAGAUUCGACAAUAUGUGAUUACCUUCCACCGCUUUUACAUCAAAAUGAAGUUUCAUGGAAUGAAGAGAACUGGACUAUUUCAAGUGGAUAUGCACAACGGGAAAACAAGUGGAGUAAUAUUCCAUCAUUUAGAAGCAAACAUGAUCUUAAAGGACAAGAACGACCAAUUGAAAGACGCCAUUCUGGUCAGGGAGAUGGCACAAAGAAGGAUGCAGAGAGGAUAACGUACAGCAGAGAAUUUUUGAUGAAAAUUGCCAGCCUGCCAAUUUCAAAAGAGAAACCAGAAUUUUUGCCAUCUCUUCCUGUGGUAUUAGAGAGGCCAAGGGGUCGAGAAGCAGAGGCCACAGAUUUAAGGUGAUUGACCAAAGAACCCAGGCGACCUGAAAAUCCUUUUUACACAAGAGAGAGGUUGUAUGGAAGUGGACGGGGUUUAUGUUUUGCUUACCAAAGGAUGGCUACGAAUCAUCAUGGAAUUGCUGGCUGAAUGACUGUUGUAAAUCAAGUCCUGAACUCGCUUGGAAGGUGCUUAUAUUCUGUUUAAUAUUUCUAAACAUAUCUACUGGACUUUUGGAUCUUUAUGGGAAGAACUCAUCCAACUUUACUCAACAGCUGGAAGAUUUUUUUCAGUGAUGAGCUUCAUGAUUAAUUUCUUUUGAUUCUAAUUAAUCAAGAUGGUGAAGUACCACAUUUGUAAAACAGCACUUUUGGUAGAGUUUGUGCACUUGAAAUAAAUUGAAAAUGGGUUAACAAAGAUUUUUUUUAAUGUAGCAAAUGAACUGUAUAGAAAGGACAAUACUAUAAUUCUAAUACUCUCUUUUGAAGAAUAUUUAUUAUACUUGCCCAUUUCACAUUUUGGAAAUAUCAAGAUA
This is a messenger RNA of Amblyraja radiata (thorny skate), 1526 nucleotides long. RefSeq names its product granulito (gene gra). Gene Ontology annotation, cellular component: cytoplasm. Gene Ontology annotation, biological process: negative regulation of translational initiation. Gene Ontology annotation, molecular function: eukaryotic initiation factor 4E binding. NCBI's taxonomy places the organism in Eukaryota, Metazoa, Chordata, Chondrichthyes, Rajiformes, Rajidae. Bases 530 to 1015 code for a protein of 161 amino acids. The transcript has 7 exons. The record is from RefSeq and is a predicted model, not a curated record.